Messenger RNA from Phragmites australis (common reed), 501 nucleotides. Its product is annotated as glutathione S-transferase T3-like. The record is from RefSeq and is a predicted model, not a curated record. NCBI's taxonomy places the organism in Eukaryota, Viridiplantae, Streptophyta, Magnoliopsida, Poales, Poaceae. The coding region runs from base 1 to 501 and encodes 166 amino acids. The transcript is spliced from 2 exons.
AUGUCGCAGUUCUCGCAGCCUGCUGGUCUUGGAGGGCAGUCGGAGUUAGGCCAGUUUAGUCUUGGGAGCGAUGAAAAGGGCAGGAAGAAGGUCACCUCAAGGAAGAAGAAGAAGGUGGAUGCGAAAACUGAUAGGACCAAAUGGACAGACGAGGAAGAUGAGUUGUUGGUGUCGGCGUGGCUUAACGUGAGCCAAGAUCCGGUUGUGGGCACAGAUCAGUCAAGGGAGACAUAUUGGGGCCGUAUCGCGAAGUACUUCAACACUUACAAAAAAGAAAGCAUGAUGCUGAGGACCGAGAAAGCGCUCAUAAAUCAUAUGAAGCUCAUCACGGAUGCCGUCACAAAAUUUACGGUGCAUUACAGGAAGGUGGAGCAGCUGAACCCGAGUGGCACAAAUGAACGUGACAAGAUGGCUCGAGCGUGCUCCGCAUAUAAAGCAAUCGAGGGCAAACCAUUCGCGUACACACAUUGUUGGGUGCUACUGGCCGAGCACCCAAAGUAG